AUGGCGCCUUCGGCCAAAGCGCUCAAGGAGGCCCUCAUCGAGGGCACUUGCGCCGUCUUCAACCUGGAACCCGACGCGACCUCCGUCAACAAAGUGCGCCAUCACGUCGAGCAGAAACUGAGCCUCGAGGAGGAUUUCUUCUCGGGUCAAGACUGGAAGCAGAAGAGCAAGGAAAUUAUUAAGGAAUAUGUUGGCAAAUUGCAAGACGGAUGGGCGCCUGAAGAGAAGAAGACGGACUCGAAAGCACCCAGCAAGGGUUCAUCAAAGCCUGAAAACGCGGUAGAGGACGUACAGGGCUCCUCUUCUCCAGAUCGAAAGCGAAAGCGCGCAACGGCCGAAUCCUCCUCCGACGUCAAGGGCCAUGACGAAGACGAACCCAAUAAAAAGGCCAAAUCCGAGUCAAAAUCGCCAGACGCCGCUUCUGACGAAGAGGAAGAGUACUCGGACGUAAUUGAUGAGCCACCUACGUCGAAGCGCAAAAAAACCAAGAAAGAGCCCGGCCAAAAAGCCCCCAAAGCCGCAAAACCUGCCAAGGCGGCGACCAAAAAGACAAGCAGCAGAGCGGCAGAACCCUCUGAUCCGCUCGAGGCCGAUAUCAAGAAGCUGCAGGGCCAGCUGACCAAGUGCGGCGUGCGCAAACUCUGGCACCACGAACUCAAGGGCUGCGCCGAUGCGCGAGCCAAGAUCCGGCACCUCAAGAAGAUGCUCGCUGACGUGGGCAUGGAGGGCCGCUUCUCCGAGGCCAAGGCGCGAGAGAUUAAAGAGACGCGCGAGCUCCUGGCGGACGCGGAAGCUGCGCAGGAAAUGAACCGCCUCUGGGGCAUGGACUCGGGCCGGCGCAAGAACCGCAGCAAGAGCCGCGGCAUCAAGGCGACCGAGAGUGACGACAGCGAUACUGAGAAUGACACUGGCCACCACGAUGGUGGUAAAGAUGAUGACGAGGACGAGAAGCAGAAUGGCAACGGCGAGGAGGAAGAUGACGAGGACGUGGGCUUUGCGGCGCGGAGGCGCAGAGCGCAUGCGGACUUGGCUUUUCUCGGCGAUGAUAGCGAUUCUGAUUAA
This is a messenger RNA of Beauveria bassiana ARSEF 2860, 1062 nucleotides long. Its product is annotated as transcriptional regulator, putative. Gene Ontology annotation, cellular component: nucleus. The coding region runs from base 1 to 1062 and encodes 353 amino acids. Lineage: Eukaryota; Fungi; Ascomycota; Sordariomycetes; Hypocreales; Cordycipitaceae. The transcript is spliced from 2 exons. The record is from RefSeq and is a predicted model, not a curated record.